Lagopus leucura (white-tailed ptarmigan) is the source of this 426-nucleotide messenger RNA. Its product is annotated as regulating synaptic membrane exocytosis protein 1-like. The record is from RefSeq and is a predicted model, not a curated record. Gene Ontology annotation, molecular function: transmembrane transporter binding; small GTPase binding. Gene Ontology annotation, cellular component: presynaptic membrane; cytoskeleton of presynaptic active zone. Gene Ontology annotation, biological process: regulation of synaptic plasticity; positive regulation of synaptic transmission; regulation of membrane potential. Bases 1 to 426 code for a protein of 141 amino acids. NCBI's taxonomy places the organism in Eukaryota, Metazoa, Chordata, Aves, Galliformes, Phasianidae. The transcript has 3 exons.
AUGUCUUCUUCGGCGGGGCCCCGCGGCCCUCGGCCACCCACGGUGCCCCCCCCGAUGCAGGAGCUGCCCGACCUGAGCCACCUGACAGAGGAAGAGAGGAACAUUAUCAUGGCAGUGAUGGACCGGCAGAAAGAGGAGGAAGAGAAGGAAGAGGCCAUGCUCAAGAGGUUGCAUCAACAAUUUGAAAGCUAUAAAGAGCAAGUAAGAAAGAUAGGGGAAGAAGCCCGCCGUUACCAGGGAGAGCACAAGGAUGAUGCUCCAACAUGUGGAAUCUGUCAUAAAACAAAGUUUGCAGAUGGUUGUGGCCAUUUAUGCUCUUAUUGCCGGACCAAGUUUUGUGCUCGAUGUGGAGGUCGUGUCUCUCUGCGAUCAAACAAUGAGGACAAAGUGGUUAGAAUCCAUGCUUUUUAUCAUUUAUUAUUAUAA